UUCAUUUUGGGAUGUUUGUUUGGCAACAAGCUCUAUUAAAUAACUACUUCUUUUAAGUAAUAAGAAAUAAUUUAAACUUUCCUCUCCUCCUGUGGUCGCUCCCUUUACCUUGCAUUGACAGGACUGAAAGAAUACUUCAAGUAAGCCAUGGCGUUUCUCAUGAAUCAAAUGUUGAGCAGUAAGUUGAAGAGUUUUUCCGGAGGAGGUGGUGGAGACGACAGUAAAACAGCGGCAGGUGGGAUGGAAACGGCCGAGUCCAAAGGCAUGUCCAGGGAGGAGUUUGAAGAGUACCAGAAGCAGCUGGUGGAGGAAAAGAUUCAACGUGACAAGGACUUUGCUGAAAAGAAGGCUGAGAGGGCAAAUCUGAGAAUCGCACUCAGAGAUAAAUACCGUCUACCUGAUAGUGCUCAAGAUUCUGCAAUGUCUCAGAUGGCUGGCGAUGACGUUGACCUGCCUGAGGAGCUGGCGAAAAUGGUGGAUGAAGACGAAGAGGAAGAGGAGACCAACGAUUCUUUCAUGAAUAAGCUUCAAAAUGUGGAUCUGGAUGCACUGAAAACCAAAGCCCAGAGCACAAUGACUGAGUUAAAGCAAACUGCAGAGGAAAAAUGUACCGUCAUGUAAUGCAUAAAUACACAUUAUUCAUGGUCCAAACCCAGUCUUUCAGGAAAAAAAAAAACAAUUGCAUAUUGUUGCUGAACUGUCAUUUUUACACUUUCUCUCAUUAUUUGUAUCAUAGAACCACUUUAAAAAGCUUCUUUACUGCAAAGUUCUUAGUUUUCUAGUUUUUAUAUAUAUACAUACUGUAUAUAUCUAUUGCAUUGUUUUGGUUAAAGUAUAUGGAACGUCUUGAUUGAAUGUAUUAUUUUUAAAGACAAUUUUUUACAAAAAAAAUCCAGAUUGAGCUGAUCAUGUGACUUGUCCGCAUUUAACCGACCCCUUUCCUUCAUGUCCCUGUCCUCCCCCUGCAGCUGACCAUCCCCCUUUCCCCCUGUAAGCUGACACAGCGCCUUCAAACAUUAGCUGCUUUCGUCCUAAUAGGAUCUGGAGGACUUAUAUUGUCAUCUGAUAAAACUAAGGCGCUUGAUAGCUGUGCUGCACCCUCUUAACCAAUUUGUACUCAAUUAGGAUAAUGGGAAAACAAGCAAAGAGGGACAGCUUUAAUAUAUUAAUGUGAUAAAAUGAUUAUCAGUUUCUCUUGUCUUUGACUUGGGUGCUAUUAGGAGCAUGUCAUAAGGCUAAUAUCAGCAUAAACCAAUGAUGAAGGAGGGGGCAAACAAUAAAAAAACAACAUGAGAAAUUUUAAUUAGAUUUAAAUCAGGAUUAGACCUUAUCUGUCAAAAGUAAAAACAGGAAUUCAUAGUACAGAUGUCUAAAUAGACAAGUGAUAUUUUGAUUUUUAUUUUAUUGUGUCUCUUGAUUAUUUGUGGCUCAUUUAAAAAAUAUAUAUUAAAACUGAAAUAUUGUCAGUUGUUCCAGGCCUUUGUCUUUGAUGUUACAGAGCAGGUGAUGAACCACUCUGGUUGUGUUGAAGUUCCUUGAUUUGGGACAUUGCAAGUCAGAGAAAGGUUUCGAAAAUCCAAAAACAUCAGAGGCCUGACUUUCUUUAUAGUCACCAUAUGGCAGCAACCUGCUCUGUGGCAAAUCCUUGUGGGCAUCUUUAAGUCCUUGUGGGCAUUUUUAAGUCCUUUACUUCAUUCAAAGACAAAAGUAAUGGGCUUUUCAAACUCCCCAUUCUUGGAAAGCAGCAUUGACAACCAAGAAAAUGUUGUCAGCCAAAAAGCCUGGUAAUCCACAACCAGUCUGUUCAGAGAGGGCAGGGGUAAGUUAAGCAUUUAAAAUUCAGCUGCUCUGAGUUGUGCACAUUGUUAGUUCAUGUCAGGACACUGAAAGUUUUCAUCUGUUAUUCAACAAAACUGUUUGCAUCGUGCAGAAUUUGCAUUCACUGCAAACACAAUGAAGCAAGACGAUAUUUUAAAAGAAUUGGUCCACUGUAGAAAAAGAAAAAUUCCUAGACGGAAACAUUGAAUAAUUAUCAUUUUAAAAGGCUGUGUAAAGCUUGAAUUAUUUUCAAAAUUUCAAUGCAUAUUAAAUUUAAGGUUGGUAUAACUGCAAUAUUUUACCAACAAACAAGGUUAUUUCUAACAUUUAUUGCUAAAGGUUUGUGGAAAAAAAAACUCAUGCAAUGCAUAGAAUAUGUGUUCUGACACAUGACUCUCAGCUACUACCACAGCAAACUUUAGCUUUUUAUCUGUAAAUAAAUGUGAUCGAAUUGUA
Messenger RNA from Austrofundulus limnaeus, 2274 nucleotides. It is a transcript of the gene cplx4c, whose product is annotated as complexin 4c. Lineage: Eukaryota; Metazoa; Chordata; Actinopteri; Cyprinodontiformes; Rivulidae. Gene Ontology annotation, molecular function: syntaxin binding. Gene Ontology annotation, biological process: neurotransmitter transport; regulation of neurotransmitter secretion; synaptic vesicle exocytosis. Gene Ontology annotation, cellular component: SNARE complex; terminal bouton. The coding region runs from base 148 to 621 and encodes 157 amino acids. The record is from RefSeq and is a predicted model, not a curated record. The transcript is spliced from 3 exons.